Molecule: messenger RNA, 1200 nt
Organism: Saxophila tyrrhenica
Lineage: Eukaryota; Fungi; Ascomycota; Dothideomycetes; Mycosphaerellales; Extremaceae
Exons: 1
Coding region: 1-1200 (399 amino acids)
Cellular component (GO): lysosome
Molecular function (GO): thiolester hydrolase activity
Source: RefSeq, a predicted model, not a curated record
AUGCAUCUCCUCAACCUCCCCCCUCUCCUCUCCCUCCUCGCCCUCACCUCCGCCCUCCCUCGUCCCACACCCGCUCCCACACCCCUCCCCCUCAUCAUCUGGCACGGCCUCGGCGACCGCUACGACGCAGACGGCCUCCACUCGACCGGCGACCUCGCGAAGAAAGUCCACCCGGGCACAUACGUCUACUACAUCCGCACCGACGACGACGGCAACACGGACCGCAGCAAUACAUUCUUCGGCAACCUGACCACCCAACUCGACGACGUCUGCGAAGCGCUCAAACUCGACGCUAAACUCCUCGACCCUUCGGAUCCGGAUGGCGGGAUCCGAGUGGAUGCGCUGGGGUUCAGUCAGGGCGGACAGUUCCUGCGCGGAUUGUUGGAGAGAUGUGAUGGUUUGAGCAUGCGGUCUCUGGUCACGUUCGGGAGCCAGCACAACGGCAUCGCGGAGUUCCAGACCUGCGGGCGGUUUGACUUCGUGUGCAAAGGCGCCACGGCGCUGGUGAAGGGGAACGCGUGGACGGAGUAUGUGCAGAAUAAAGUCGUGCCGGCGCAGUAUUAUCGGCCGUUGAACGCGACGACGGGGAUGCCGAAGGAGGAGUAUUUGGAGGGGAGCAAUUUUCUCGCGGAUGUGAAUAAUGAGCGGGUGAAUAAGAGUGAGGGGUAUAAGAGGAAGAUUGCUUCGCUGGAGAGGUUUGUGAUGGCGGUGUUUGAGGAGGAUGUCACGGUCGUGCCGAGGGAGAGUGGGUGGUUUGCGGAGGUUAACGCGACGAGUGGGGAGGUCACGCCGCUGAGGGAGAGGCAGAUGUAUAAGGAGGAUUGGCUGGGGUUGAGGGAGUUGGAUGAAAAGGGUGGGUUGUUCUUCGAGACGGCGCCGGGGAAGCAUAUGGAGUUGUCGGAUGAGGUGCUGCGGAGUGCUUUUAAGACGUAUUUUGGGGCCGAAGGGGAGGCGUCGUCUGGUGGUCUAUUGGACGGGACGAUUGCGGGCGGCAGGUUGAACAACGACCAGCAGAUGUUAAUGCAGGAUGAUCAUGUGUUUGGCUGUGGCGCGGACGAAGCUCAGGCAUGGUGGGACUCGUUGACCUGGCUUGAACGUCGCCAGUUCGAGUGGGAGGCAGUCUGGAAGCCUUGGUUGAGAGGGGAGCUGGCGCCCUUGAGGGUGUAUGACAAGGAUCACAAGAAGGUCGAUCUGCUGUAA